Molecule: messenger RNA, 2556 nt
Organism: Hemibagrus wyckioides
Lineage: Eukaryota; Metazoa; Chordata; Actinopteri; Siluriformes; Bagridae
Gene: gcm2
Product: glial cells missing transcription factor 2
Exons: 5
Coding region: 676-2166 (496 amino acids)
Biological process (GO): regulation of transcription by RNA polymerase II; gliogenesis
Cellular component (GO): nucleus
Molecular function (GO): DNA-binding transcription activator activity, RNA polymerase II-specific; RNA polymerase II cis-regulatory region sequence-specific DNA binding
Source: RefSeq, a predicted model, not a curated record
CUCGACUGCGUAUACGGCUUACUAGCAUUUUUUUGCUGAGUCUCAUAGACUAAGGGACUGUCAACUGUAACAUCUGUUGCUGUUGUUUUAUUUGUUUGUUUUGUUGUUGUUUUUUCCCAAAAACCGCAAGCGUCUAUAUUAAUUCUAGGAUGGUUUUGAAGAUAAUGGGCUUAUGCAGCCAAUCUUUAUGUUGUUUUUUAAUUUAAAUCUAAUUGCACAUGCAUGUUUUGAGCGGUUCCUGUUCAUAUUUGCUUAAACAGUGCAGUGAUUGUAUGCUCUUCUAUGGUAUACAGCACGUCAUUAGUGUAGGUCAGUGGUAGGGAUCAGGUAAAACGAAAGUAGACUACGCCGAGUUUGUCUUCAAGAGAGCUGAGCUGGAGCAGUAUUUCGGCCCUGCCUCCCUCUUUGACAUAGGCUACACACAGCAGUCAUACCUGAGAUCAUUACCCACCUCCUGUCUCCAGCAGCGCACCUGUGAGGGAAACGCGAGACCUGGAUUUACGCGAUGCACUAAGAAUAUAGCUGAUGGCUUAAAUAAUUCUUAUUAAUUUUAGUACUUAUGAAUUCCAUAUAUCUGUAGCAAAAUUUUAUUGCGUCGAUUAGUGUUAAUGCAUUUCUGGCGGAAUUCAUAAAGGCAGGCACAAGCUCGUUGACAACUUUUAGCGACAUAGCACCAUGUCAAAAUCUUCAGAUCAAUUUGACAACUCAGACUGUGUGUGCUCGUUCGGAAUGAAGCUAACGUGGGACAUUAACGACCCUAAACUUCCACAGGACACGAAGCAGUACGAUGCAUUUCAGGAGUGGACAGAUGGUUAUGUUCGGUACAUAUACAGUGCCGAAGACAAAAACGCACAGCGCCACUUGAGCGGCUGGGCCAUGCGCAACACCAACAACCACAACUGUCAAAUCCUGAAGAAAUCGUGCUUGGGCGUCGUGGUUUGCUCAAGAAACUGCACACUGACAGACGGCACCAAACUCCAACUGCGGCCUGCCAUUUGUGAUAAAGCCCGCCAGAAGCAGCAAAAAAAGCUUUGUCCAAACUGCAGCUCAGCUCUCGAGCUGGUUCCGUGUCGUGGACAUAGCGGUUAUCCGGUCACCAAUUUCUGGAGAGUGGACGGCAAGGCCAUAUUUUUCCAGGCUAAAGGGGUCCAUGAUCACCCGCGACCCGAGAGUAAGUCGGAAACGGAGGCGAGAAGAAGCGCAGUAAAAAGAAGGAUGGCUUCCCCUCACUUCUCGCAAAAAAGGAGACUCGUAGAACCAGAGCCUGGCCGCUUUCAUGAUAUGCCCUUCCCUAACAUCCACCAGCUCACUAUGGAGACCCCUGAUCGCUUUAGCAUCAUUGCUGAAUCCAAUUUCCCCAUCCAGACACAGCACUACACACCAUUCCAAAACACAGAGCCUUACAAGUUCCCCUAUGACACACACAGCCCAGCAGCCAUGGCUGAUGCUGCAAGCCCUUUGCAGAAACCUACUAACCACCGCCUGUACAUGGCAAGACCCCCAUGUGGAUAUGACUUUGCAGUGCCAGGCUACCUCAGCUCUGCACCCUAUCCCACUGCACUCUAUAAGGACCCUGCCAGCCCUCACAGUGAGGCUGAACUCAAUAAAAGUUGCUCUGGCCUCAGUGGGAUGCCUCACUCAACCAGCUCACUUCCAAACCAUGAGCGUUCUUAUCCAGAUGCCACCACCAAGCAUCAUAGCUGGAAGCAGAUCCUGGGCAAAGGGCCAUAUGGAGAGAGAGGGGAAUACCCACAGCUUUCUGCAAAUACUAACCAUUAUUAUAACACUGAAUACCCAUGCAGGUACACAGGACCCUCUCCGACUACUCCAACAGCCCUUCAAACCAUCAUAACGACCACCACUAAAGUGUCCUACCAGCCCUGUCCUAAACCAUCUGUGGUUAAAUAUGGUGAAAGUAUCUAUGACAUGAAGGGUCUAUCAAACUGUAACACUCUCCUAGAGGAGACCUCCCCUAACUCCUACUCUGACCUGAAGAUCCCAGAGGAUUCAAGUGUCAUAAAAACAGCUCUGACCUACCAGGAUACAGUCCCCACAAAAAUUGAAAGAACUGAGAACUUUGAAGGCUAUCGUUACAGCAGCUACAGCUCCAACAGCUGCCCUGACAGACUAGCACAUCCGUACAGGUAUGAAGGUGGAGAGUACUGAUCUACUGCUUCAGCUCUAAUUUUCAAGAGACUAGAAGAGGAGAGAAAAAGACUAUAUUGCUGAUGAUAUUUGAAUAUGCCAAAUAAGAUCUCAGUAAAAGGCCUAUCAUGCUUUCCUUCAGUGUGUAUAUGCAUAGCUAUUUAUAAAUAGUAUUCAGACUUUUAGCUGAAAAUAUAUUUGUGUAGUUACCUCAUUUGAUCAAAUGUUCAACACCAAACAUUUCAUUAUAUUGCUGAUUUAGCCAGAACUAAAUGGAUUAUGGUAAAUGUUGGAAAAAAUGUAUUUUUAGGUUUGUAAAUUAUGACUAGAGGUCAACUGGAAUCAAAGAUAUGUUUUUGAUGUUAUAAAAAAGUCAAAUUUGAACUCAAAAUAAAUGUGAUGUAAAACCAA